Messenger RNA from Hevea brasiliensis (rubber tree), 4613 nucleotides. RefSeq names its product phospholipid-transporting ATPase 3-like. The coding region runs from base 759 to 4322 and encodes 1187 amino acids. Gene Ontology annotation, molecular function: ATPase-coupled intramembrane lipid carrier activity; ATP binding; ATP hydrolysis activity. Gene Ontology annotation, biological process: phospholipid translocation. The transcript has 28 exons. Gene Ontology annotation, cellular component: plasma membrane. The record is from RefSeq and is a predicted model, not a curated record. Lineage: Eukaryota; Viridiplantae; Streptophyta; Magnoliopsida; Malpighiales; Euphorbiaceae.
GAAGCUUCCACGCUGACGGUUCUCACCUUCACGCCCUCCGGACGCGCGUGUGAAUAAAAUAUCCAAUGGUAAUCGAGCGGGACCAACUCUUUUAAACACCAAAGGGAAAUCCACGCGCAAAAUGGAUGCGCGUCCCGACAAAUCAAUUUCCGCAUUCAAAGCUAUUUUAUGUCGAAGGCGAAGAAGCGCGCGGUUUUAUUGUAUUUGUUAAGAUCUAACGCACAAAAACAAAUUGGCAUGACUGAGAAAUAUUUGCGCGAGAACGGCCUGAGAAGAAGAAAAGGGCAAAAAACCAAAGAACAAAAGAAAGAAGGAAAAGAAAUUGAAGCAGGGAAUAUUUCCCCUCUUCCUGUUUCAUUGUCCGUGGAACGAAGCUUCGUAAGGAAACCAGAAAUAGAAGACAAACCCGUUGCAGAUAGAACGGAGAUUCCAAUCGGAUUAUUCGGUUUCAGAUCGGUCGUUGCCUUUUCAUUCUUUUGUUGAAGAAGAUGAAAAUGAGUGGUGGAUGGGAGAGGGUUAGGUCAUCGAGAUCAAGAAUGACCCGAGACGUGAGCUUGACCGGCCGUUCAUCCACGACUCGUACUGUUCGACUCGGCCGCGUCCAGCCCCAGGCCCCUAGUCACCGCACCAUCUACUGUAAUGACCGCGAGGCUAAUUUCCCCAUCAGAUUCAAGGUACUUCAACGAAAGUUUUUAUUUCGUACACGGACCAAUGCAAUUGUUAUCAUGGUUUCUCAUUCUACCUGAAAUAUACUGAAAAUGACCAAAUGCGCGACCGUAAUGCAAGAGAGAGAACAUAAAUUGUUACUACGAUUGAAGAUUUUUUUCCCCCUUUCCCUCUUGGGAAAUUCUAUAUCAACUACAAAGUACAAUUUCUUCACCUUUCUACCCAAGGGAUUGUUUGAACAGUUCAGGCGGGUGGCCAAUUGCUACUUUCUCUUCAUAUCAAUUUUAUCGAUGACACCAAUCAGUCCUGUCAAUCCUGUAACAAAUGUGGUCCCUCUGAGCCUGGUGCUAUUAGUCUCUCUUAUUAAGGAGGCAUUUGAGGACUGGAAGCGCUUUCAGAAUGAUAUGGUGAUUAACAAUGGUCCUGUAGAGGUGUUGCAAGAUCAAAAGUGGGAGACUGUUCCCUGGAAGAAGUUGCAAGUUGGAGACAUUGUUAGGGUUAAGCAAGAUGGAUUCUUUCCUGCAGAUCUGCUUUUCCUUGCUAGUACAAAUCCUGAUGGUGUCUGCUACAUUGAGACUGCAAAUCUGGAUGGAGAAACAAAUUUGAAGAUCAGAAAGGCUUUGGAAAGGACUUGGGAUUACUCGACUCCUGAAAAAGCUGCUGAAUUCAAAGGUGAAGUGCAGUGUGAGCAACCAAAUAAUUCUCUGUACACUUUCACUGGAAAUCUUAUAAUCCAAAAGCAAACAUUACCUCUCAGUCCAAACCAACUACUUUUAAGAGGAUGCAGUCUCAGGAACACAGAGUACAUUGUUGGGGCUGUUAUUUUUACGGGCCAUGAAACAAAGGUUAUGAUGAAUUCUAUGAAUGUUCCUUCCAAGAGGAGUACAUUGGAGAGGAAACUUGAUAAACUUAUACUCACCCUUUUUGGAUCUCUUUUCCUUAUGUGCCUUAUUGGAGCCAUAGCCAGUGGUAUUUUUAUUAAUCGUAAGUACCACUACCUAGGUCUUGAUGAAGGUGCACCAACAGAGUUUAACCCUAGCAACCGAUUUGGGGUUGCUGCUCUGACUUUGUUUACUCUUAUCACCUUGUACUCAACAAUAAUUCCCAUCUCUUUAUAUGUUUCCAUUGAGAUGAUCAAAUUUAUUCAGUGCACCCAAUUUAUCAACAAGGACCUACAUAUGUAUCAUGCUGAAACCAAUACCGCUGCAUUGGCUAGGACUUCCAAUUUGAAUGAGGAACUUGGACAGGUGGAAUAUAUAUUUUCUGAUAAAACUGGAACAUUAACAAGAAAUCUAAUGGAGUUCUUUAAGUGUUCAAUUGGAGGAGAGGUUUAUGGGUUUGGUAUCACUGAAAUAGAACAGGGUGGAGCAGAGAGGAAUGGCAUACAAGUUCAAGUGCAUAAAUCAGUUAUUGCAGUGCAUGAGAAGGGGUUUAAUUUUGAUGAUUCUAGGCUUAUGCGAGGAGCUUGGAGGAAUGAGCCUGAUCCUGACACAUGCAAGGAAUUCUUCAGAUGCCUUGCUAUUUGUCAUACGGUACUUCCUGAAGGUGAUGAAUCUCCAGAGAAAAUCACAUAUCAGGCUGCAUCACCAGAUGAGGCCGCAUUGGUUACUGCUGCGAAGAACUUUGGUUUUUUCUUUUACAGGCGAACGCCUACAAUGAUAUAUGUUCGUGAAUCUCAUGUGGAGAAAAUGGGUAAAAUUCUGGAUGUGGCUUAUGAAAUUCUGAAUGUUCUUGAGUUCAACAGCACACGGAAACGUCAGUCUGUUGUUUGUCGAUAUCCUGAUGGCAGACUUGUAUUAUACUGCAAGGGUGCUGAUACCGUGAUUUAUGAGAGACUGGCUGAUGGAAAUGAUGAUCUAAAGAAAAUAACCAGAGGACACUUGGAACAGUUUGGAUCUGCUGGUUUACGUACCCUUUGCCUAGCCUAUAGAGAUUUAAGUCCUGAAAUGUAUGAAAGCUGGAAUGAAAAGUUUAUCCAAGCUAAAUCUUCUCUUAGAGAUCGUGAAAAUAAGUUGGAUGAGGUAGCUGAACUAAUAGAAAAGGAACUUAUUUUGAUUGGUAGCACUGCUAUAGAAGACAAGCUUCAAGAAGGAGUACCAGGCUGUAUUCAGACUCUUUCUAGAGCUGGAAUCAAGAUUUGGGUGUUAACAGGGGACAAGAUGGAAACAGCGAUUAAUAUAGCUUAUGCUUGCAACUUAAUUAACAAUGAGAUGAAACAAUUUAUUAUCAGUUCAGAAACUGAUGCAAUCAGAGAAGUUGAGAACAGGGGUGACCAAGUGGAAAUUGCCUGUUUUAUCAAGGAAGAAGUUAAAAAAGAACUGAAGAGGUGUCUUGAGGAAGCCCAGCACUGUUUGAGCACUGUAUCUGGGCCAAAAUUGGCACUUGUUAUAGAUGGAAAGUGUCUGAUGUAUGCCUUGGACCCAAGUUUACGAGUGAUGCUGUUGAAUUUGAGCUUGAAUUGUAGUUCAGUUGUUUGCUGUCGGGUUUCUCCUUUACAGAAAGCACAGGUGACUAGUCUGGUCAAGAAAGGUGCACGUAAAAUAACGCUUAGCAUUGGUGAUGGUGCUAACGAUGUUAGCAUGAUUCAAGCUGCUCAUAUUGGUGUUGGAAUUAGUGGUUUAGAAGGGAUGCAAGCUGUCAUGGCUAGUGAUUUUGCAAUUGCCCAGUUUCGCUAUCUUGCUGAUUUACUACUUGUGCAUGGGCGGUGGUCAUAUCUUAGAAUAUGCAAGGUUAUCACAUAUUUCUUUUACAAGAAUCUUACGUUUACUCUGACCCAAUUUUGGUUCACUUUUCAUACUGGCUUUUCGGGUCAAAGAUUCUAUGAUGAUUGGUUCCAGUCACUGUAUAAUGUCAUAUUUACAGCACUGCCAGUGAUCAUGGUUGGGCUUUUUGACAAGGAUGUCAGUGCAUCCCUUUCAAAGAAGUACCCUGAACUGUACAAAGAGGGAAUACGAAAUGUAUUUUUCAAAUGGAGAGUUGUGGGGACAUGGGCCUGUUUUUCUGUAUACCAGUCUCUGAUCUUCUAUCACUUUGUGACCACUUCAAGUGCUGGUGGUAAAAAUUCAUCUGGCAGGAUAUUUGGACUCUGGGAUGUCAGCACAAUGGCCUUCACUUGUGUUGUUAUCACAGUCAACUUGCGUCUUCUCAUGAUAUGUAAUUCAAUUACAAGGUGGCAUUAUAUUAGUGUUGGAGGAAGCAUCUUAGCAUGGUUUAUUUUCAUUUUUGUGUAUUCAAUUUUUCGGGAGAAUGUUUUUUUCGUCAUAUAUGUGUUGAUGAGUACAUUCUACUUUUACAUCACCAUACUUCUGGUUCCCAUUGUUGCUCUUCUUGGAGACUUCAUUUAUCAAGGGGUUCAAAGAUGGUUCUUUCCCUAUGAUUAUCAAAUUGUUCAGGAAAUUCACAGGCAUGAACCUGAUGACAACAGUAGGGCAGGAUUGCUGGAGAUAGAGAACCAGCUUACACCACAUGAGGAAAGGAGCUACGCCAUAGCUCAACUCCCACGAGAGAUAUCUAAACACACUGGCUUUGCUUUUGAUUCACCUGGGUAUGAGUCAUUUUUUGCUGCACAGCUAGGUAUAUAUGCUCCACAGAAGCCAUGGGAUGUUGCACGGAGAGCCAGCGUGCGAUCACGACCAAAGACAUCCAAAAAGAAUUGAAUUUGACAAAUUUCACUGUACAAAGAAUAUUUUGGACCCCAUAUCGAUGGUCAUUCUUAGAAAAAUUUGUAAAUUUAGAUGUGCCUAGUUUAGUUUUCUGAUUUAUUUCUAUUCAAUUUCUUUGUUUCACCUUCAACAUGUUUCAAGGAAUUUUAGUAAUCCUUAGGUUGUCACCGUUGUACAGCUAACUGGUAUGGUUCAACUAAAUUGAGAAUUUUAGUAAUUCUUGGUUUGUCACCGUUGUACAGCUAACUGGUAUAGUUAAAGUAAAUUGAGAAUUUUGUUUGUUAA